AGGAGUACAAGGCCCCCCCCGACGGCGACGCCGACGCGAAGUCCUUGGUGAUUGCGGAGCCCGAAAUCCGUGGAGAUCAGCUGGUCCCCGAGGACGACUUCCUCUUCAUGGCGUGCGACGGUCUUUUCGAUGUUUUCACCAACCAGGAGGCGGUCGACUUCAUCCACUCACGCCUGGCUGCCAUGCCUGCGAGCGAGCAGGAUCCCAAGCGAGUGGUGGAGGACAUCGUUCACGAGGCGAUCGACCAGCGGCGCUCCCGCGACAACGUCACUGCGCUGCUUGUGACCUUCCGCCGGCAAGUGACGCCAGGGAGGUAGGCAAGUCCCGCUGUGCCCAAUUGUGGCUUCCACAAGCUUCGGGUGUGGUAACGCGGGGGC
Molecule: messenger RNA, 377 nt
Organism: Prorocentrum cordatum
Lineage: Eukaryota; Dinophyceae; Prorocentrales; Prorocentraceae
Source: the annotation of a GenBank genome assembly